Molecule: messenger RNA, 318 nt
Organism: Alternaria alternata
Lineage: Eukaryota; Fungi; Ascomycota; Dothideomycetes; Pleosporales; Pleosporaceae
Exons: 2
Coding region: 1-318 (105 amino acids)
Source: RefSeq, a predicted model, not a curated record
AUGACACCAGGAACAUUCGUUCCGAUGGACGGGCCCUCAGUGGUUCAAGACAGCGUCUCUUCUAUCAACAGUAUUCCAGGCCGCUCCAUCCUCCUUGGCGUGAUACUUGUGGUGAAUAGUGUAUGGCUUUUGGGGAAAGUGAUUAUGAUAGUGGGCUGGGGCAAUGACAAUGGAAGUGAUGCUAUUACCAGUAAGAUUCCCCAGAAUUAUCCACCUACGAUCAAAGACAGAACAAGUGCUACGACUACUUCUAUGGAGAGAAACAACACCUUUGAUACAUGUGGAGUCCCUGAUCUGGUCGAAGUCGAUGACCGUUAA